UUUUACUAGUAACUUUGUGAAGUUGAUGAGAAACAGAGGAAAACGUUUGGUGUUGAUUUCUAGCGCCUAUGUGUAUUUGAAACUGUUCUUAUUGGGAAUUUUCGCAACACUGGAUACUAUCUUACAACUGCGCAUUGAUUUUUUAGUGAUUUGUUUAACUUUUCAUUCAACACUUUGGUUUUGUUUCAAAAGUUCGUACCUAUCCGUACGCGUGGGAUCAGUGCUAUGUCAACCGUGUACCAGUGCAGUCAUCUAGAUGACUCAGACAUUUAACUCUCCUUCGUCUCAGUGACUCAAACAUAGAAACCAAGUGACCUCCAUCUGCGCAGUCAUGGAUUACGGCAACGACGCAGACCCAAUGAUAUCAUCGGUAGUGAUCUUUCAAGACUACCACAGCAUGGCCGCGUCUCAGCAGGCGAGUUCUUUCGGGAUGCUAGACUUUGAUUCCUAUUCACGACCAACCAUGUUAGAUGAACCUCCCAAUAACAUUGAUAUGAACUUGGACAGUCCGGCCUCCAUCGAGACUUACCAUUCGGACAUGGAGCUGGGCUUCCAGGACAACCAGUCUGUGGAAUCCCCAGCUGAACACGACACCAGCGACUCACCCAUCACCAGUGUUGCGUCCACUCCUCAGAAAUGCUCAAGUUUUGAUGAUGACAUGUUUGAGCAGGACCGCAGACUGGUCAACCAAAGAUUCGCCCCACACGACGUGUUCCCCGUGGACAAUUCGUGGACACUAGAACAAAAAAUUGACCGCCUGCUAGAACUCAGCCCUUGCGACAAGUACACUCGAGAGGAAUUGUUGAACAUUGACUCUGUAGAAAACCCAGAACAGAAAGUGGACAUGUUGAUCAAUUUAGUGGCUAGAAUUCGUGUUAACUUUCGUUGGAACUACGUCAAGCCCGAAGAACUCUGCAAAGGAUACACUGUGGUCACCAACUGCAAGAAAGAGAAAAAGAAAGACUCCGAAGGUCAGACUACGCCAAAGAGACCAAUGAACGCAUUUAUGAUCUGGUCAAUGAAGUGUCGCACACUCAUCUCUCACAUUUCUCCCCAGCUUCACAACGCCAUCAUCAGCACCAAAUUGGGGGCCGCCUGGAGAAAGUUUGAUGAAGAAGAAAAAGGCUAUUACGAACGAGAAAAAGAGAUCCUCACUAACUUUCAUCGCUAUGAGUUCCCCGAUUACAAAUAUAAGCCUCGCAAGAAGCCCAAGAAGACAGAAGAAAAACCAUCUCCGGUACCUAAGCCUAAAAGUAACAAAAGAAAAAAAGUGGAACCUGUGCAGCCACCCCCUCUAAGAGGCAUCAACAUAGUCGAUGCUCGACAAAGUCUUGACCCCCACCUGAAAGAGAGACUGCAAGUUAAAAUGCAAGUCAAAAUAGACCCUGAUCUUAAAAAGGAGAUCGGCAAGAGAGUGACAGGUAUAGAUCUGACAGAUCUUUCUAGCUACAAUCACGGAGAGCUUGCAUCACCGCCAUUCGCCAAACUUCAACGACUGUCUACAGAUAGCUCGUCAGCUGUCCACCUGAUCAUUGACAAUAAGCCUUCGUCCGUGUUUGACACACCGGAAAACUCGCCGCACACUCCCAUCACUCCGGUCACUCCUACAGAGAACGUUAUGUGCUUUACAAGGGGCGACUCAUGUUUCAAUUUUGAAGAGAACAAAACCAGCAUCGACCUCUGCUAUCACAUGGAGAACAACAACAACGUCAUCCAUUCCAUGCUGGCUGAAAGCAUCAAGGCUGAUCAGCACCAGGUUCGCUGGGACCUCAGUGCUGUGAAAUCCGAGCCCCAGGAAUAUCAGUACUUCUGCGCCACUGUUAAAACAGAGCCCGGGACACACCCGUGCCCCACCGCCACACUGGAUAUGGACGAAAUGCCCCAACUGCCCGUGUUGUCCUCGGACAUUCUGGACGAGGUGUUGCCCAGAGGUGACGCCGUUUCCAUCAGAGAAACAAUGUCGUUUAACAAUGAUGAUCUUUUGUCUGAUUUAAUGAACAUUGUGGUCAACGGGGGCGAUUAUCUCCCUGACCUAGCUUCAUGUGUGCCUGAAGGACCAGCCACUGUUUAAAGCCGAAACAAAACUGUUCAUAAAGAUCAAUAGUUUAUAACUUAACAUGUGAUUGAUUUCAAACAAAACUACGUAAAUAUGUUGUUUUUUUUUUGUUUCUUCUAACCAAUGCUGUUUGGGUUACAGCCAAUGUAGUCUCCAACUAGCUACACUUUUUGUAUUUCCAUCUCUGUCUCUCUUUGCUGUCACACACACACACACACACACACACACUGAAACCCAUUCUAUACAACGAGAAGUAACAACAGACAUAAACAUUUUUAAAAAAUACAACGACCACACACUCACAUACACUGACCCACUUCUUUGAUGUUUAUUAAUUUAACUUUUUAACUUGUUGUCAUCCUACACCACACAAAAUCAGUCUACGUAAACAUCUUUCAUCAUGUCAGUUAAACUAGUCACUAUCUAGCUACGUAUUUAUUGCCAAGGCUAGUCCGCUAUAAACAUUGAUUUCUUGCCUACGUAUUUAUAGUAUUUUUUAAUGGAUGCAUUUUUAGUGGACCCGUCCGACUCAUUGAACUGAUUCAGUUUAUCAGUACCGUCAUGCACUACCUCUAGAUAAGUUAUUGUCCAUCCAUAACUAGUUUAUAUCCGACUGACCAACGCCUGGAUAGCAAACCCCAGCAGUAUAGUCCGUCCAUAGUAAUGUAACAUGUAGCAUUGAAUAUCCUAUCCUCUUCCAGACUACGUGACUCAACAUGAAUCCUAUUGCCAUUCAUUUACCAAUCGUUAAAAUAUCCUCCAUCAUAACUCCAUCAUUUCAGUGUUCAUACUCAUGGUAUCGUUAGUUGUUUGUCAUUCAUCUCACAGUAACCACAAUCACAAGUCAUUAUUUAUUCAAUCAUCUAUCAGCAAUCAAUUUUUAUUUUUUCUAGUUGUCAAUUUUUUUUUCUCUAGUCUUCAUAGCAUCACCAUUCAUGUGUCAUCCAAUCAUCAUCAUUCAAGCUAGUGCAGUCAUCUUAUCAUCCUUCAUGAUUUAUUUAAUUAGCAGUCAUCAAGUUUAAUUCAGUCAUUCAGUCCUCAUUCAUUCUUCAUUCAGUCAUCAUUCAUUCUUCACUCAGUCAUCAUUCAUUCUUCAUUCAAUCAUUUAACCAUCAUUCAAUUUUCACUCAGUAAUCCACUUAACACUAUUCUUGCUUCAUUCAGUCAUCAUUUGUGUUUCAUUCAGUCGUUCAAUCAUUAUACAAUUUUCAUCCAGUUAUCCAAUCAUCAUUUAUGCUUCAUUGAGUCACUCAAUAAUCAUUCAAGUCAUUUAGUCACCUCACCAUUCUUGCUUCAUUGAGCCAUCCAUUCAUCAUUCAUGUUUCAUUCAGUCAUCCAAUCCUCAUUCAUUUACAUACCUACCAAUACAUCACGGCCAUAUCAUCCAUACAUCACGGCUACAUCACACAUACAUCACGGCUACAUCAUCCAUACAUCACGGCUACAUCACCCAUACAUAGCAAAUCCCGCGAGCAUGAGUUCUUUUCCCUCUUGCGCUCACACGACAUUCAAGUCCCACAGUAUUGUGUUCAUCAACUCUUGUAGUUUCUCACAAAUGUAUUUUUUUGUUUUUGUUUUUACAUACAUUAUCUCCCUUUAAGCCUAGAUGAACACUCGAAUCAAAAGUACGACUGACAAUCCUUAUGCAAUAAUUAUAUUCCUAUUCUACUGCCAUGCGUUAUCUACGCUAUCCUCUUGCACAAUUUGUUCUUGACUUCAUGACAGUUUUACUUACAUUCCUUAUUCUGGAAACAGCUAGGGUCAGAUGACACACAUCUAAAAUAGAUGAGGGGUCAGUUGACACCCCACCACAAACACCUGGGGGGGGGGGUCAGUUGACCAACGCUAUGACCAGUGUUGUUUAUCUUCAUACCUGUUUCCAAAUCUUGACCCCAAACUGUUUAUACCCUAACGACGCCUGUACGUUGCCUUCACACAGAAUGCUAAAACCAAUGCGACAGCCUUGCUUUUUCUCUCAAUUCCGCAUGACAUCUUCAGGCAUGCAAGUAAAUGUCAUUCUUUUGAAAUCUGGCAUUCAACGAAAUGUCAUUCUUGUAAUUGUACAACUUCAAAUGUUUACAAAAUAAUAUUACAUGAAUUUUAUUACUGUUGUAAUUUUUUAAAGCUGACCUAUGUUGACUGGGAUUAUUCUUUUUUUUUUUUUAACAUUCGUGUCUGGGGUGGACUUUGGCUGACCAAAUAUAAAGCACAGAAGAAAUUUUAAAUACAAUCUAAAAUUAAUUUGAAAUCUAAUUUUUAAAUUAGAUAUACAUCUAAGAAAAAUUCAUCAAAUGGCAGUUAUUACGGUACCAAUUUAUUUUUGCUUACAGUUAAAUUCCUAUUUUAAAACCCCCUGGUGUUGGGCUGAGCGAAAAGAAUAAGAAAAAGAAAUUCGUGUGAUAUUUUAUUUAAACAUGCAGCAGCUGUGUUUAUCUAUGUGUGAUAAUAAUUUGGGGAAAAAAUGUCAAGUGGCAGUUACUUUUGCCGCGCCGCGUGUGCUAACUGCGUAGAAUUAAAGCAACGCGCGAUGUACUAAUACAGUACGGUACUCACAUACCCAUGGCUCGUGCAGCUUUGACUGUCGAAUAUCGUCUGCUGAAAUGAAAGGGGUCAGAUAGAGAUAACACCUCUGCAUGAAACGAGGCCUUGCGCAUGAUUCUAUCAUUUCAUUGGAUGGUUAGCGACAUAUCAAAUCUGGAUAUAAAUAUUUAUUUUAUUUAUUAUUAUUUAAAAGAUAAACGCUUGUGUGAUUUAAGAUCAUUUAUAUAUAUAUUUUUAUUCUAAACUUAAUUUUCAAAAACACUUAUAAGAAAUUAUUAAUUUGAAUCGGAACAGAAGUGCCGUAGAAUACACUUUAUUUUUAAAGUUUAUUGACAUCUAAACCUAGAUCUAGAUUCUGCUUUGUUUUCGAUCACGUUCUAAUUUAUUGGAAAUAUCGUUCAGGGAAAUUAAUUUAUAAGAUGCCUGCUGUCUCCUCCCCCCACCCCCCUUUUCUGGCGUUUCAAUUGUUGUGAUGAAGGUUGUUAUUGACAUCGUAAUACCGGCUCCAUUGCUGUAAUUACGACAAUAACAAACAUGAACUACUAAAUAUUGGCUGUGCUAAACAAUGAUACAACUAUUUAAGAAAAGGAGAAGAUAAAUUGGUCGUAGUUCGCCAAAUGUGUUUUUUUGCUUCAAGCGAUGUAGCAAAUGAGCUUCCGAAUUAAAAAAAAAGCCAAUUUGGCAUAAUAAAAAUAAUGCAUCGCUUUUUGCCAGUAUUCUUGGUGUUACACGCCAAAUCUAAAUUCUGAAAGAUUUGAUUUCUUUUUUCUUUUCGCCAACCCACACCGAAAUGGUUACCGAGAAGUAUAAAUAUAUUUAUAUUUUUGGCCACUGUCCUUCCCGGAGCGGUAAAAUUGUGAUUUCGGAUAAAGUCCAGUCAACUGGUCUAUUUAAUGUAAAUAGAUGUAAUUCAGUUUCUAUGUUCAAUAUGUUUAUAAACAUUUUUAACUUUUGCUUUUUGUAAAAACUGUACAGAGCUUUUACGAUAACUGGUUGUGUCAUUAAUACAAAUGAUAACAAAGGCGUCAAAUGUUAACUGUAUUUCCUUGUCUGGAAGACUUCAUUAACUCCACAGAAAAUGUUUUUUUUAAUGCAUUAUCUCAAUAAAAAGGUAGAGUAAAACAUUACAUCAAAAUAUAUCUAUAUCACAUCUAGAUCUAGUUCGUUCAUUUCUAUUUUAAUAAUAUAUCAUGAUAAUAUUGAUAAUAAUUAUAAUGAAUAAUAAUGUUAUUUUGUAAACGUUUUUAAGAUUUUUUUUUUAAAGUCCAGAGUCCAGUAUUAAUGUUUCAGUGGUAGCUUGCUAAUUGUUUCUUUACUCAAUCAAAAAGCCUUUUGGCUUUAAAAUUAUGCAAUCCUCUGCCUCCUCUUAUUAUUGCACUUAAUACACCCAGGCAGCUAACUAUACAUUUUAAUGCAUUUUUUUUUGUUGUGUAGUGUCUUAUGGCAUUAAAUGACUAUAAUUAUAAAUGAAUUGAAACAGUGUAUUGACUAGAUCAGUGUAUUGACCUUCAUUGUUUUGAUCAGAUCAGUGUAAUUGUAUAUUUCUUUUAAUGAGAAUAAUUUUUGUUUAUGACUGUUACCUAUUAAGUGCUGAAAGAUUAGUGAAAGAAAAACAUGUUCCAUAUCUACUGCCUUCUAAUGAUAGUUGUUUAUCUGUUUUUUUUAAUGGACCAAUACACUUCCUAAUCCUUCUAUACUGAUGUUUUCCAACAGUGCAUGUUACCCUGUGUUCAUAAUUUAGAUUAUCAUUUGUUGUUGUUAUUAUUAUGAUAUUUUGUUAACUUUUUUUAUCUUCAUUUUCUUUUGAUAGUAUGAUAAUCAAAAACCUUUUUGUGAAAAACAUUAUACAUGAAUUCUGUAUGAUAUGGAAAUCAAUGCUUUUGAGUAGUUGGCCUUUCUUCUGUUUUUUUUUAAAAAGAUGAUAGAUUGUAAAUAUGAAUUCCAUUUGCUAUCCAUGUUUUUUUUUUUUUAUUUUUUUUUUUUAUAUAUAUUUUGAAAAGUUGGAAUGUUUGGAGUAGGAAAUGACUGAAGUAACUGGACAGUCCAAUUGGUCACAACUAUCUGUGACUACCACUGCCCUUUGGCGUCUUUCUCACUUUGACAAAAGAAAAAAAAAAUCAUCCUUUAAUUUCAUUGCAGUCCUUCUCGAUCUUCUCUCUUGUUGUUUGUCUAUCUUGUAUAUCUUUCAGCAGCAUCUCUUUCACUCUAUCUUUUUUCUGGAUUCUAUCAACUGAUGCAAUAAUCUUUUUUUUAUGCAAACAAUUUUUUCUUGAACCUUUUCUAAAAGUGUUUCUCAGAAAACAACGUACUCAAUUUUAUUUUUGUUAUUGUUAGGUGUUUAAUAAAAACAAAAAUGUAGAAUCUGCUCAAAGAUAAAUACAUUGUGAAAAGUUUCUGAAACAAUUUGUCUGCUCAAUUUUUUUAUUUUCCAAAAACAAAAUUUAAAAAAUCAUGACUCUUAUCCCCCCAUCCCACCCCCAAAAUUAAUUGUUAUUGUUUUAUAGAUGAUAAAAUGCUGCCACACUUUUGUUUCCUAUUGGAUGUAAUGUUGACGCAGUUGCUUGAUUCAUUCAUUGAUUGUUUUACUGUUUCAAUUGUUACUGUUUUUCCGUCAAUAAAAAAAAAAUUGAACUGUUGCAUUGAAGUUUAUUUUCUAGAAUUACAAAGAAUACAAAAAUUCCAUUCCAUAAUAAAACAAUUCUUGUCAGUCUUUCUACAUCAUGCAUCUUUGAAUAAGCCUUUUCCUAUAUUAGCCUAUAGCCAUCAUGCAUUUUUUUUUUUUUUUUGGUAUAAAUUUUUCUUCUUUCAAAUUGAUCUUGUUAGAGCUAUACAGAUAACAUUGCCUUGAAGAGAAGUAGAAAUACUGCUAAUUGUGCUGUUUUUUUUUCCUUAUAUGAACUGUUGUAAUUAUAUAUAAAAAGCAAAUAUAUAAAUAUACUUAUAUAAAUAUUUAUAUAUAUUUGUGGUAAUAAGCUUCUUCUAUCCUAUAUGAUUUCAAGCAAAUAUUAUAUGAAAAAUUAACAAAUAAAUCUAGAUGUCUAUCAAUUUCAGUGUUUUUAAUUUUUUUUUCACUUAAAAUUUCAAAGGUUUACAUUUUGUUUUCUUUCCACUUGAGUGAAGUGUGGACAUGUGAAGAUUGUUAUAUGUCUGAUGUGUCAGGGACCAACUUGAAUCAUGAAUGAUGUACACAUGGACUUAUCACUUGUAUCAAUUAUAAAUAUAUUGGUUUUACACAAAGGUCAAUACAUUGCAGAUGUCAUGAAUUCAAUGCUUCAUUGUAUGGUGUACAGUGUUGUCAUGUUUUAUAAAAAAUAUAAAAAAAAUAUUUGAAAAAAAAAUUUGCACACUUAAAAUGGUUCAGAUGCUAUUAUUCUUUAUAUUACAUAUAUAUUUAUAUAUAUCUAUAUCUAACAACUUGAUACAAAUAAAUGCUCAGAAUAAUUUCUGUUUAUUUAAAUUUGUCAGCUUACAAUGAAUGCUUGUCAGACUUCUUUGUAGUAUUAGCCUAUGUAAACAGUGUAUGACAAUAGAACAACAGAAAUCAAUCCCAUAAUAUUCCAUUAAUGGUUUAUUGCUUCUUAUAGAAGGGAUGAGAUUACAUCCUUGGUAGUAAGACACUUGAAUAGAUAAGCACUGUAUUGAUAGCAAUUUAGAUUAUGAAGUAUGUCCUACUCAACUUUUAAUUAUGUUACCUUUUGUAUGUUACAAGUUUGUUUCUUGUUUUGAAACAUCAUUAGAUACCAGUUAUUGUUUUUUUUUUAGCUGCCAACUGUAAGCAUUACCAUAUCAAAGAAAAACGACAUUGUUUUUUUUUACUUUAUAUUAGAUGACAAACUAGUUGUUUUUCUUUACCACACAAAAAUUGUUUUUGAUAUAACAUGUCUUUUUUUAUAUACUACUUUUUUUUUUUAGUAAAUAAAAAUAUACAAAAUUUA
Messenger RNA from Biomphalaria glabrata, 8532 nucleotides. RefSeq lists its product as uncharacterized. The coding region runs from base 332 to 2071 and encodes 579 amino acids. The record is from RefSeq and is a predicted model, not a curated record. The transcript has a single exon. NCBI's taxonomy places the organism in Eukaryota, Metazoa, Mollusca, Gastropoda, Planorbidae. Gene Ontology annotation, molecular function: RNA polymerase II cis-regulatory region sequence-specific DNA binding; DNA-binding transcription factor activity, RNA polymerase II-specific. Gene Ontology annotation, biological process: anatomical structure morphogenesis; regulation of DNA-templated transcription; cell differentiation.